GAAAUGUCACCGGAAAUGGAUACGUCAUUAUGUUCCGGUGAAUUCAAUAUUUUCAAAAACGUUAAUUUCUUGGAUUUGGAAGAAGCAGCUCUACAUUUAAGGAGAAGAAAACAUAUUGAAGUUUACAAAAUGCAUUUGAAAGGAAGUUGUCUUUGGUCAAUUACGUUUGUUAUCGUAGCCUUGUCAGUUGGUGAAUCUGUGAAUGUGACUAAUUACGAUUAUGAUCACUUUGUUUAUGCUCAACGAUGGCCUCAAAGUGUUUGUGCUUGUAGUGAAGGUCGCUGUCGAAUUCCAGAGGAAGUAAAAACAUGGACUGUCCAUGGACUGUGGCCCACUUUAGGAGACAGUGACAAACCAACUGAGUGCAAUAGAUCAUGGACAUUUGAAGAAGAAAAAAUAUUAGAUAUUGAAACACAGCUAGAAAAAUAUUGGACAUCUCUUGAGGAUAAUGGUGAGAACUCUAGGAUAUCAUUCUGGAAACAUGAAUGGAAGAAACAUGGAACAUGUUGUACCGAUUUGACAUAUCUGGACAGUGAACACAAAUACUUUAGCAUAGGACUACAGCUGAACCAAAAAUAUGAUCUUUUAAGUAUUUUGAAUGAGUCAAACAUUGUACCCAGUCGAUCACGAUUGUACAAGCUUGAUGAUAUUCGUGAAGCUGUUCGGAGUAAACUUGGCUAUUCCCCCAUGUUUAUUUGUUGUUCAAAGCAUAAAAAAGAACGAGUGCAAGAAAUAUUGAUAUGUUUGGACAAAAAGCUCAAACUAAUAGAUUGUCACCAGGCGGAUGAACAAUGUAAAAAACACACUCUCGUUCAUUAUGAACCAUUAAAUCCAUACCCAUGAACUGGAGUGAGCAAAUCUUGUUUCCAGGACUCCCAAUGGCAAGUUCUACAAUAUUGACUUUUCUUUGAUUCAUUAAUGUGCUAUUUUUUAAAUUUUCAAUUUACAAACUAUUCGUAAUGUGGCCUAAACUAAAUGACAAUCAUUAAAAACUAUUUUUGCA
Molecule: messenger RNA, 1003 nt
Organism: Xenia sp. Carnegie-2017
Lineage: Eukaryota; Metazoa; Cnidaria; Anthozoa; Malacalcyonacea; Xeniidae
Product: ribonuclease Oy-like
Exons: 10
Coding region: 4-843 (279 amino acids)
Biological process (GO): RNA catabolic process
Cellular component (GO): extracellular region
Molecular function (GO): RNA binding; ribonuclease T2 activity
Source: RefSeq, a predicted model, not a curated record